AUGCCCCUGCACAAGAAACUGGUAACACUGGCUACCUUCAUGCAGAAGAACCAGCUGGCUGGAACCGCCCCCAGGGCCUGGAAGAGAAUCUUCUGGCGGCAGAUCCUACUUGCACUUGGCCUCUUAGGCCUGUUUCUGUAUGGCCUCCCUAAAUUCAGGCAUCUGGAAGCCCUCAUCCCCAUGGGCGUCUGCCCUUCGGCCACAAUGUCCCAGCUGAGAGACAACUUCACAGGUGCCCUGCGUCCCUGGGCCCGGCCUGAAGUUCUGACCUGUACCCCCUGGGGGGCUCCCAUUAUUUGGGAUGGCUCUUUCGACCCAGAUGUGGCCAAGCAAGAGGCUAGACAGCAGAACCUCACCAUUGGGCUGACUAUCUUUGCUGUAGGCAGAUACCUGGAGAAGUACCUGGAGCGCUUCCUGGAGACGGCGGAGCAGCACUUCAUGGCGGGCCAGAGCGUGAUGUACUACGUGUUCACCGAGCCGCCGGGAGCGGUGCCCCGCGUGGCGCUGGGCCCGGGACGCCGGCUGCCCGUGGAGCGCGUCGCGCGCGAGCGGCGCUGCCAAGACGUGUCGAUGGCGCGCAUGCGCACGUUGCACGCGGCGUUGGGCGGGCUGCUGGGCCGCGAGGCGCACUUCGUGUUCUGCAUGGACGUGGACCAGCACUUCAGCGGCACCUUUGGGCCCGAGGCGCUGGCCGAGUCGGUGGUGCAGCUGCACUCCUGGCACUACCACUGGCCGUCGUGGCUGCUGCCCUUCGAACGCGACGCGCAUUCGGCCGCCGCGAUGGCGUGGGGCCAGGGCGACUUCUAUUACCACGCGGCGGUGUUCGGGGGCAGCGUGGCGGCGCUGCGCGGGCUGACGGCGCACUGUGCUGGGACUGGCCUGGAGGCGCGCUGGCACGACGAGAGCCACCUCAACAAGUUCUUCGGGCUGCACAAGCCCGCCAAGGUGCUGUCGCCCGAGUUCUGCUGGAGCCCGGACAUCGGCCCGCGGGCCGAGAUCCGCCGCCCGCGACUGCUGCGGGCGCCCAAGGGGUACCGGCUGCUGCGGAACGAGCGCCGCCGCCGGCUCCCGGUCCUCCGGCUUCUCCGCCGGCCCAACCGGCCCGGCCUCGCUCCCCCUCCGGGCGUCUUUGGCCCCGGGAAGGUGUGGACUGGGAGUCACGAGAGGAAGAGAUCCUGAA
Molecule: messenger RNA, 1180 nt
Organism: Gorilla gorilla gorilla (western lowland gorilla)
Lineage: Eukaryota; Metazoa; Chordata; Mammalia; Primates; Hominidae
Gene: A3GALT2
Product: alpha 1,3-galactosyltransferase 2
Biological process (GO): carbohydrate metabolic process
Cellular component (GO): Golgi apparatus; membrane; vesicle
Molecular function (GO): hexosyltransferase activity
Source: RefSeq, a predicted model, not a curated record